Papilio machaon (common yellow swallowtail) is the source of this 470-nucleotide messenger RNA. RefSeq lists its product as uncharacterized. The coding region runs from base 65 to 388 and encodes 107 amino acids. The transcript has 4 exons. The record is from RefSeq and is a predicted model, not a curated record. Lineage: Eukaryota; Metazoa; Arthropoda; Insecta; Lepidoptera; Papilionidae.
AUCGUUGAUAUAUAAACUCUGUAGCGACGAAGGUAUUAAACAUUACACAACAAUAUCACACAAGAUGGUUGGCAAGUCACUUUUCUUCCUUUUGGCAGUGCUCGCUGUGCACUUAAUCACAGCACACCGACCUGGAGGUAGACCGGGUGGUCCCAGAGGACCAGGGCGUGAUGACGGGGACGACGGACAGGAUAGAUUCAAACAUAUCGUCAGAUGUAAUUACACUGAAACGCCCGGAAAAACUUGUUUGAGUUGCAACCAGACGUUGAUCUGUUCCCGCCUCAACCUGGGCGUAGUGAGCGCCUGCCGGAGCCGUCGACCGCACUGCAACCAGGGCGUCUGUUCCACCACACGUAGCGACCGCUGCAACUCUACGUCUACACAAUAGACCACGUAUGUGAAGAUUUGAGCUGAGGAUGAAAUCUGCUUGGAACUAACAUAUAUGUCAAUAAAUUAUUUAAUAAUAUGUA